AUGACAUUCACAUUCGACCCCGAAGUCGACUAUGCACCCGCGCCCUCGCCGCCAACGUCCGCAGCCCACAUGGGGCCAUCUUGGAACGCUGUCUGGCGGAUCGCCAUCACCAACGCCGACAAGGUGGCCGCCCUGGCCGAGGCCAAGGGCAUGAUCAAGGAGAAGCUCCGGUGGGAGAGAGCGGUUGCGGCGGAGAAGAGGGAGAGGAUGAAGGUGGGGGUUUCGGCCUGGAAGCUCGCUCGCGAGCUGGAUGAGUGGAAGCCGGUCUUCGGACAAACGCAACCACCUUUGAAACUUUUUCAGCAACUCAAGCGAGCGAUACCGAACAAUGCCACCCAAAGCUUCCAAGAAGUCCUCAAGCGCUCCUGCGAACCUGCCACGAACGACGAAUACGCACACGCUACCGCCCUUUCGCUAAGCGAAACAGUCGCACUGUUCCCAACGCAUGCGCCGUACCUCCUCACACACCCUCUGCUACUCAUGUUCACAUGUCUCUUCUUCAUGGGCGAUGAGAUCGCAAAGAAAUUGGACACAGUUGAUAUCGAAGUGGGAGAGGACUGGGACGAGCGUACGCGGGACGAGUUUCUAUGGACAUACUGCGGCGAUUGGGAGAAGUGGCCGAUUGACUGCGUUGAGCGCACGUACAUGGCGGCUCGUGAUGAGGUUCGCUAUGAUGACGAAGUCAGCGAUGGACAGGAUGGCGAGAAUGAGCAGGCUGAGGACGACAUGGAUGAAGAGACCUUCAUGUUCAGCCGUUCGGUCUCCUCACUUGCUCCAUUCAAUAUCCUCGCCCACAUACAAUCUUCGUCAACGAUCAAGCUUUUGAUCCGGCAUAUGAGCAACAACAUGGACGACAGCAAGAAUGGACCUGACGAGAGGACCACGAGGCCGAACAUACCAGCCAACUCCAAAGCACCACCGAAGUCUAGGUUGAAAACACUCGUGUAUGCGAGGGGCGCAUUGAGCAACCAUGAUGGCGAUACUGAAAUGGUCGAAGCGGUGGAAAUGCCAGGAAGCAUCGCAGGCGAGCCGGCAGUAGAGCCUCGUAAAAAACAACGAAAGAGGAGAACGGGGAUCCCAGACAUGAGUGAAGAUGACGAAGAACAUGAGGACGGGAAUGACGACGGUAAGGUGGUACCGAGUAAGAGAAGGAAAAAGGGCAACGCUGCUAAACCCGCAACUUCCGUCGAUACUGACAAAGAGGAACAACAACAUCCGCAGGCCCUCGAAGUUCCCCCUAAAUUCGAGAUAGCGUGGGCGGCGCUGGCCGACAAAGAGGAGAAGGACCCGAAGAGGCCCGACAAGACCAUCAUCAUCGCGCGAAGGAAGAGAUGGGAGAAUGCUAACGUGGAGGUAUUGAUAUGGAACGACUGCGAGCUUGAGUGGAUGAGAAAGACCAAUGCGACGAAGCUGUACAAGAAGACUGUCGAGAGAUUUGAGAAAGUCGAAGAGAAUGAUUGGAUAGAUGUCGACGUACCUGGCUGGUAUCAGGUAAGGAUUCUCGACAACGUCGUGCUGACAGACGGGCCGGAGAAAUUCAUCACACGAUUCAGCAACGAAGACUACGACCGUGUGCACCAGAUGCUCAUAUUCAUAUUGAGUGAGGUCCUUCAGCCCAGAUCGUGGCUGGUAGAACCAGAGGAAGGAAGCUAUCAGUAUGCGACGCACGAGGACGAGGCGAAAGCCAUGGCAUCCAUCUCCAAAAGUGCUCAAGAGCUCGUCGAGAUAAUCUGGAAGCCUUACAUCGAUGACAGCAACCCCGAUGACAGCGAGACCGAUGAAAACCAGGUCGAUGAGAACCAGCUCAACGAAGAGACUUAUCAAAACUUGAGUGAUGUAAAUGUCAUAUGGACUUCUGCAUCGAAUAAGGUCAGAACGUCCAACGAUGACAACGAAACAGCAACAACAACGGGACAAACAUCCAAGAUCAAGUUGACGAACAUCUGGACUGUCUUCAUCAAAGACUUCCAUGUUUGGCAGAGAAAGCGUACUACUGGACCAGUCUCGUUAGUCAAGAUUGUGCCGCCAACCAUAGCGAAACGGAAAGACCUCGGUCGUCGUAUGAUCACCCACAGUCCCCAUGUCGCCAGGCCAAGCUCAUGGCCCUAUCUGCUCGCCCUGGCCUUCCUCGCAGACGACGAAGCGGAGCAAGCGGAAGAGGAGGUGGGGCUGAUGGCGCACCACGCUCGUUCUAGAGAUGCUAUCCAUACCUGCAUGAAAGAGUAUCAAGAGCAUAAGAAGCUGAGCUAUUCCGAAGCAGUACACACCUUCUGGUUGCUUCAGCAGUCCCUGCAGGACGAGCAGUUCGCCAGCGAGAGUAACGCAAAAAAGCCAGAUGAUGACGCUGCUCCGAGGCCUGAACCCGACCGCGGACAACGUAGCGACUCCGAACACGGCAACAGUACAGACACCUCUGGAGAUGAAGACGACGCUCCAACCAACGAGAAGAGCGCCCGGCCAUUGAAGGAUAGGAGACACGGUAAGCUGGCGAACGAACACGACGAGCAUAUUGAAGCAGAAGAUGCUAGAGACCAGUCAGGGAAUGCCGAGAUUGAAGGAGAUGGCACUGAAGCUGACCAAGAUCUACAAGCCCCAACUCAUACUCCUCAGCAUCAGGGUGCCUCAGAGGAGAGAGAAGCGACUACAAAGUCAGGCCCUGAUUCAGGAAAACCUGGCAUGUCAGCGGUGACUGAUAACGAAGAUGGGGUAGUGGAUGGAACAUCUAGGCUUGGAAAACCGGGCAAGAGGGUAUCCACUGCUGCGAUCGGUGAGCAACCGCCACCAAAGAAGUCGAAGACUAAGAAGCCUGUGGCGUUGGCCGAUGACCAGAACUAG
Molecule: messenger RNA, 2835 nt
Organism: Alternaria ethzedia
Lineage: Eukaryota; Fungi; Ascomycota; Dothideomycetes; Pleosporales; Pleosporaceae
Exons: 5
Coding region: 1-2835 (944 amino acids)
Source: RefSeq, a predicted model, not a curated record